AUGAAGGAACUCGUCAGGGACACUAUUGUUGGACAUCUGCUCCGCUUGGCAACUACAAGGAGGGUGCUUCAAUACGAGGAAGAGAGAGAUCAGUCAUUAUGGAAACGAUAUGUCGACAAAGAGAAGAGUGGGAGGAUGGCACAUCACGGCAGCCCGGAAGAAGAGGAAGAGGAAGAGACGGGCGAUGCAAGUGACAACAGUACGCAAGAACAACAAAGAGCAGGUGUGGCGGAAGGAAACACAACGGCCACUACUCGCAACAGCUCAGAUACUCAAGUGGGAAGCGGAGAUGCACAGAGAAAUGAAGUGAGCGGGGUUCCAGUCGAUCCAGAGAAGGGCAGAGAUGUAUCGAUUGUCACCUGGUUUGGAGAUGACGAUCCAGAAAACCCCUUGAAUUGGUCGACUGGGAAGAAAUUCCUCGUGACAUUCUUGAUAUGUCUCUUGACAUUCUCGGUUUACAUUGGAUCUGCUAUUUACUCGGCCGGCACUCAGGGUGUAAUGGAACGAUUUAGAGUUAGUCAGGUGGCAGCUACCUUGGGUCUCACUCUUUUCGUCGCUGGAUACGGGCUGGGUCCUAUGGUUUGGGCGCCAAUGUCUGAGAUCCCUCAGAUCGGUCGAAACCCAAUAUAUAUCGGCACACUAGUGGUCUUUGUAUUCUUCCAGUUCGCCGUCAUUUACGCCAAAAAUUUCGGGAUGCUACUGGCGUUCAGAUUCUUGACUGGGCUGUUUGGCUCUCCGGUGCUUGCAACAGGCGGCGCGAGUUUGUCGGACAUGUAUAUGCCUGCUAAACGUGCGUACGCCAUCGGAAUUUGGGGCAUAGCAGCGAUUUCAGGCCCCGUGCUAGGACCACUGAUAGGGGGGUUUGCAGCACAACAUAAAGGUUGGCAAUGGCCAAUCUGGGAACUCCUCUGGCUUUCCGGAUUCAGCCUUAUCGUCCUGGCCAUCUUCCUUCCUGAGACCUCCUCUGCCAACAUUCUUUACCGCAGGAGUCGACGUCUUCGCAAGCUGACAGGGAGAAACGACCUGAAGUGUGAACCUGAGCUUAUGAGCGAGCAGAUGACCAGCAAAGAGAUUGUUCUGAUGACUUUGGUCAGGCCAUUCUCACUCAACUUCCUGGAGCCGAUCUUAUUCCUUCUUAACUUAUACAUCGCUCUCAUCUACGGUAUCCUAUACGUAUGGUUUGAGUCCUUCGCUAUUGUGUUUGAGGGGAUAUACGGCUUCAAUCUCGGAGAGGAAGGAUUAUCAUUCGUCGGCAUACUCGUUGGCUCCCUUGUCGUUAUCCCACCUUUCUUUCUCUACUUGUAUUUCAUCCAGGAGCCUCAAUUCAACGAGAAUGGCGAGAUAAAGCCGGAGAAGCGACUACCACCAGCCUGCAUUGGAGGUUUUUGCAUUCCACUCUGUCUCUUCUGGUUUGGUUGGACCGCCAGGCCAUCAGUACAUUGGAUCGUGCCCAUUAUUGGAUCCGGCUGGUUUUCCGUGGGAGCUUUCCUGCUCUUCAAUUCGGUGCUCAAUUACCUUGGCGAUGCAUAUCCAGAUUAUGCGGCCUCGGUCUAUGCGGGGAAUGACUUCAUGAGAUCGAGCUUUGGUGCGGGGUUUCCCUUGUUCGCGGCUGCUAUGUAUACAAACCUUGGAGUGGGUUGGGCUAGCUCGACGUUGGGAUUUUUAUCUAUUGCGUUUAUCCCCAUUCCAUUCGUGCUGUGUAUCUACGGGGAGAGAAUUCGGAAAGCUAGCAAGAGGGCAAGACAUGACUUGUAAGAGGCGAUGAGAUAGAAAGGAGGGUCGUGAUGGAAUCAUAGCGUUCCUUCACAUCGGGGGGUGCGGGUGCUGAGAUAAAUCAGGAUUGGCGUUCCUCCCCGGCAUCAAUAUUUUAAUCUCAAAAUUGUGUAUAUAUAUAAGGUUUGUUAAUCAUUGAAGUCCGAUUAAUCAUUCAAAC
Messenger RNA from Hyaloscypha bicolor E, 1933 nucleotides. RefSeq names its product putative caffeine resistance protein 5. The transcript has 3 exons. NCBI's taxonomy places the organism in Eukaryota, Fungi, Ascomycota, Leotiomycetes, Helotiales, Hyaloscyphaceae. The record is from RefSeq and is a predicted model, not a curated record. Bases 1 to 1755 code for a protein of 584 amino acids. Gene Ontology annotation, biological process: xenobiotic detoxification by transmembrane export across the plasma membrane. Gene Ontology annotation, molecular function: fluconazole transmembrane transporter activity.